GGGGUGCUGCUGCUGCGCCGGCGAGCGGGGCCGGGAGCGGUACCGGGAGCGGUACCGGGAGCGGGGCCGCGCCGCCACCGGCACAAGGAGAAGUGGGCUGCCACGGCGCCGCGCGUCCCGGCCACGCGGCUGGCGCUGCACCACUUCGACAGCAGCUACAGCCUGCACCUGGGCGCCCUGUGGCCCUCGGUCCGCGCUGCCCUGCUCUGCGAGCAGAAGUACGGGGCCCUCCUCAACAGCUUCGCUGCUGCUGACCAUGUUCCCCAGGAGCUGCAGCUGCUCAACGCUACCGAUUUCAUUUCCAAGGCGCCCCAGAAGGCGCAGCACUGGCAGCAGGGUGCAGCUGUGGGGGAAGCCAGAGGGUGCCAGGAGGGCUCUGGUGAGGGCAGGACUGUGAUGCAGGAAGGAAUGGUGACACAGGCAGAGAUGUCCCCACCACUUUGCACCUCCAUCAGCUCCAAAAUCAAGUGUUACACCUUCCCCAGGGGUGACAUCACGCGCUUUCGCCCUGCACGGCCGGAUGCUCUGGGGCUCCUCGACUAUUACCUGCUGGAUGCAGCCUCUCUCCUGCCUGUCCUGGCACUCAACGUGCAGCCAGAUGACUUUGUCCUCGACCUCUGUGCAGCUCCGGGUGGGAAGACUCUGGCUCUGCUGCAGACUGGGUGUUGUGGGCAUCUGGCAGCCAACGACGUCUCUGUUUCCCGGACGAAGAGGCUGUACCGGAUUCUCCAUAGCUAUGUCCCCAGAGAAGUCAGGGAUACUGUGAGUGUCACGUCCUACGACGGGAGGGACUGGGACCCGGUGGAAGGUGGCACUUUCCAUAAGGUGCUGGUGGAUGUGCCCUGCACGACAGACAGACACUCUGCCACGGAGGAGGACAACAACAUCUUCCACAAGAGGCGAACCAAAGAGCGUCAGAUGCUGCCCAUGCUGCAGCUGCAGCUGCUGAUGGCUGGGAUCCUGGCGGCCAGGCCGGGCGGGGCUGUGGUGUAUUCCACCUGCUCCCUGUCCCCGCUGCAGAACCAGUGUGUGGUGGAGAGGGCUCUGGACAUUGCAGAAGCCCAGUUCAGCAUCAGGAUCCACGUCGAGGACUUGAGGCACUUCCGGGCGCUCUUCCAGGACACGUUUUGCUUCUCCUCAGACUGCCGGCUCGGGGAGCUGGUCCUGCCCCAGCUCACGGCCAACUUCGGGCCCACCUAUUUCUGCAAACUGCGUCGCCUGUAGGAGGGGCAACAGACUCUGUUUGCUGCCAGGAAAUAGCCCAGUAUUUAAGGGAAAGCAGAACUGCUUUAUAUUUAUUUUUCCUUGUAAAAUGUCCCAAAGGAAGCCUGCAGAGAUAGGGAAUAAAUG
Molecule: messenger RNA, 1350 nt
Organism: Ficedula albicollis (Collared flycatcher)
Lineage: Eukaryota; Metazoa; Chordata; Aves; Passeriformes; Muscicapidae
Gene: NSUN4
Product: NOP2/Sun RNA methyltransferase family member 4
Exons: 6
Biological process (GO): rRNA methylation
Cellular component (GO): mitochondrial large ribosomal subunit
Molecular function (GO): methyltransferase activity
Source: RefSeq, a predicted model, not a curated record